Acaromyces ingoldii is the source of this 1558-nucleotide messenger RNA. RefSeq lists its product as hypothetical. NCBI's taxonomy places the organism in Eukaryota, Fungi, Basidiomycota, Exobasidiomycetes, Exobasidiales, Cryptobasidiaceae. The transcript has 2 exons. Bases 25 to 1452 code for a protein of 475 amino acids. The record is from RefSeq and is a predicted model, not a curated record.
CCGACACAGGCGACAACGACGACGAUGGACAGCGCAUAUGACCCGACGAUCAAUCGGGUCGAAGAGCAGCCGCCGAAACAGGCGGACACGAUGAGCAUCCCGGCAGCGGACAAGGCAGCUGCAGCGCAGGAAGAGGGCGAAGGUGUUGGGCAGCAGGGUGCUGAUCCUACGCUCGAGGAAGAGGUCAAGCAGCUGGUGGGAAGCGUGACGUCGUGGUGGUCCGGCUUCAGCAAAAAGUCUGCGGAGCAGAUCAACACGGCACGGGCGCAGAUCGAGAAGCAGGGUGGGCUGGUGUCGUAUGCGCGAAACGAGGCGGCUAAGCUCGAGGCGCAGCUGUCCGAGGUGCAGAAACAGGCGAGGGAAAAGGCGCAGGCGACGGGCGAGGUGGAUGUCGAUGUGGCUGACUGGGGCAUGGCUGGAGUCACCAUCUCGCCGCGGGCUAGCGAGAGCGAGGGCAGGGAUACGGACAAGGGAAAAGGCAAGGGCAAGGGCAAAGCGACAGAGGGCGACGAGGAGGAGGAAGACGACGAGGAGGAUGCAGCAGUCAAGGGUACACAGCCGCGGAAUCAGAAGAGAGCAGCCGCGACCAACGCCGACAAUGACCAGGGCGGUGAGGCCAUCUUUGACGCCGAGAACGACAUCGAUGAGGCCGGCGGAGCCAAGGGCGAUGCGACAAAGGAACUGACACCCGAGGAAAAGGCCCUCGAGGCGGCGCGACAAGGCACAAAGGUGGCACUGGCCAACAUGCAAUCGUUCUGGGAGCGCAUACAGACGAACCUCAACUCGGAUCCACGGAUCAAGGACAUCCAGAAGUCGCUUGCCAACACGCUACAGAGUGUCUCUGCGCCCGCUUCCCAAGCGGCUGGAGAAGGGAAAAAGGGACUGCCAGAACAACAGCAACAAGGAGGCCUCGCUUCGGCAGGCGAGGCGCUGCCUGCCCUGGCGCGGACAUUGCAGAGCCGUCUGCCGCACCUCGACUGGAAAGAGUCGCAGGCGCUGGCGAAGAAGUACUACGCCGAGUCGCAAUCCGCGGCAAAGGACUGGACGAGGGAAAUGGGCGACUUUGUGGGCGAGCUCGUCAAGAUUGUCCCGCCUGAAGAGGAGAAGCCCUCGACAGGCGAGACAAAGAACAAGCAAGAAGCUGAGCCAAAGAGCGCCGCCACCGCCGCUGCUGCCGCUGCUCUCUCCGACAAGGGCAAAGGCGGGGAUGACAAGAAGGCAGCAGCCGUGGACGAGAAGCUCGGAGAAGAGACCGACGAUGAUUUCGACUGGGACCGCGAGGCUGACCGUCUCGAGACGACCACGGGCCCACCGACAACGAGCUGGGGAGGAAGUGCCAGCGGAAGCGAGGAGCAGCUGGCCUCGGCGCACCACGGCACGGCGGCUGCCAGCAAGGAGCAACAGAGCAAAAAGGACGAUGACGACGAGGACGGAGACUCGGACUGGGAGUGAGAGAGUGGUGGAAGUACCUGCUCAUGAUGAGAGAGAGAGAGAGGAGUGUAUGCGUUCUGGAAUACAUUGGAGUAUCAUCUAGGGAAUCUCUAUUGCGUUGCCGUCU